Molecule: messenger RNA, 1907 nt
Organism: Vigna umbellata (rice bean)
Lineage: Eukaryota; Viridiplantae; Streptophyta; Magnoliopsida; Fabales; Fabaceae
Product: putative folate-biopterin transporter 2
Source: RefSeq, a predicted model, not a curated record
GUUUUCUCUUUUGAUUCGUCGGAUAGGGGAAUAAUCAAAAUACCCAUUUAUUAUCUCAAAAGGUUAAUGUUGACUUGUCCUUUAGCCUCUUUUAAGAUUUCACCAAUAGACUCAGAACCACAAGGUAAGAACCAAGUGUUGUGAACUUGCUGUCAUACGCCUCAAACUCAUUCCCUUCAUCAUUUGUCUGGAAACUGAAAUCAGGGAGAAACGUUGAUCUUAGACUUGACAGUGUUAGAUUCGAAUCAUGUGUAGUUGAAAGAAGAAAUCUUGGAGGAAUUUCUUUGAAGGUGAUUUAAUCAUUGCUGUGAAGGCGCUGAAAGGUGUGAUACUGCAGGAGGAGGGGAAUCAGGAAGAGCCAUAUGGUGAAUCUGUGGAAAGAAUAUAAACCCAAAAGGGGGUUUUGGGACUGUUUUUGCAUCCCCAUCCAAUGGUUUAGCAUGCUUUCUAGGGAAAUGCAUUGGAGCUUUGUAUUUGGGGUGGUGGUUAUUUACGGAAUAAGCCAAGGACUUGGUGUAGCUCUUGCUGAAGUUGGCACAAAGUAUUACAUGAAAGAUGUUCAGAAGGUGCAGCCAUCGGAGGCUCAGAUUUAUAAAGGAAUCACAUCCAUUCCUUGGGUUGUGAAACCUAUUUGGGGUCUUCUCACUGAUGUUCUCCCAUUUUUUGGGUAUCGCAGGAGACCUUAUUUCAUUUUUGCUGGUAUCAUAGGAGUAGUUUCCAUGCUUUUGUUAUCUUUGCAUGAAAACCUGCAUCUUGUGUUGGCCCUUCUGUCAUUAACGGCUGGAAGUGCUGGGGUGGCAAUAGCAGAUGUAACCAUUGAUGCUUGUGUGGCACAGAACAGUAUCUCUCAUCCUUCACUUGCAGCUGAUAUGCAAAGUUUAUGUGCCGCCAGUUCUUCCAUUGGAUCACUAUUUGGUUUCUUCAUCAGUGGAGUCUUUGUUCACCUUAUAGGCCCAAUGGGGGUGUUUGGUUUGAUGACUAUCCCAGCUGGACUAGUAGUUUCUGUUGGUUUUCUGCUUUAUGAGCCUCGCAUGCACCACACAUCAUAUAGACAGGUGAAACAAAAUUUUGUUGAUGCUUCCAAGGCCAUGUGGACUACAUUGAAGAGUGAAGAUGUAUGGAGGCCUUGUUUAUACAUGUAUUUAUCCAUUACAUUGAGUUUGGAUGUUCGUGAAGGAAUGUUUUAUUGGUAUACAGAAUCAAAGGGCGGACCAUCUUUCUCGCAGGAGAGUGUUGGUUUUAUAUUUUCAAUUAGUUCAAUGGGGUCACUUUUAGGUGCAAUCCUAUAUCAGUAUGCUCUGAAGGAAUACGCAUUCAGGAACUUGCUGUUCUGGACUCAGUUGAUAUAUGGUCUGUCAGGGAUGCUUGAUCUGGUUCUGGUAUUGAGAUGGAACCUGAAGUUUGGCAUAGCAGAUUAUGUGUUUGUUGUGAUUGUUGAAAGCAUAGCCCAAAUGACGAACAGGCUAAAGUGGAUGCCUAUGCUGGUGCUUAGCUCAAAGCUGUGUCCCUCAGGCAUUGAAGGAACCUUUUUUGCUCUCUUGAUGUCAAUUGAUAAUGUUGGACUUCUCUCUGCAGCAUGGGGUGGUGGCUUUGUUCUCCACAUUCUGAGGAUCACAAGAACAAGGUUUGAUAAUAUUUGGUUGGCUAUUUUGAUCAGGAACAUCUUAAGGAUCACUCCACUUUGGCUGCUGUUUUUGGUUCCUAGAGCUGACCACAACUCUUCCAUUCUCCCAACAACUGAAACCGUUGAUUCCGAGGUGGUCAUUGAGACCUCAGAUUCCAAAAAUGUUGAAUUGGUGUCCCUUGUACACAGUGUUGAUGGUAAAUAGUUCAAUCAAAGUUAGAGACAUUCUUUUGCACUCUCAGUUCCAAACACACGAAAUUACCAAGCUAGUGUAGCAUUACAA